Yarrowia lipolytica CLIB122 is the source of this 414-nucleotide messenger RNA. RefSeq lists its product as uncharacterized. NCBI's taxonomy places the organism in Eukaryota, Fungi, Ascomycota, Dipodascomycetes, Dipodascales. Gene Ontology annotation, biological process: mitotic DNA replication initiation. The record is from RefSeq and is a predicted model, not a curated record. Gene Ontology annotation, cellular component: GINS complex.
AUGAACGAAGGUACAAUCAUUGAUCUCCCCAUUUGGAUCGCAGACGUGCUCUCACAGUCUGAAUACGACCCGUAUUCCGGCAACCAAGAGUGUUUUGUGACCGUCAAGAUCCCGCACGCUCUCAAGCCCAGUGUCUUGAACGCUCUCAAAACGGAUGCUCCUGGCGUCGAUCUUCGAUACCAGUCUCCUCUCUUCUUUGCCCUGGCCAUCUACUACCUAGAGCUCUUUGAAGACGAGGAACUGGAGACUAUUAUCGCCACAGCCAUGGCCGAGCGGAUAUCGGAUAUUUAUGACAAUGUUGGCCGACGAGGAGAGUUUGUACACAAGUACGAUGAAUUUGAGAAGAUGUUGUACAAAAAGGGGUGUGCCUCGAGACGGGCGUAUAAGGAGUACAUGGCGACGAUUAAGUAUUAA